AUGAAACGGAACCGAACGACCACGACGAGCAACUCAACGGGGAAUCCAGGAACGACCACGACGAGCAUCUCAAGGGGAAUCCAGGAACGACCACGACGAGCAUAUCAACGGAAACCCCUGGACGACCUCGACGAGCACUCAACGGGGAACCAGGGAACGACCACGACGAGCAUCUCAACGGGGAAUCCAGGAACGACCACGACGACCACAUCAACUGAAACCCCUGGAACGACCACGACGAGCAUCUCAACGGGGAAUCCAGGAACGACACCACGAACAGGAACAUCCAACGGGAAUCCGGAACAAGACACAUCAACGGAGACCCCUGGAACGACCACGACGAGCAACUCAACGGGGAAUCCAGGGACGACCAGAGAGCAUCAGGGGAAUCCAGGAACAACCACGACGAGCAUCUCAACGGAAACUCCUGGAACCAUAACCUCAACGACUUCAACGGGGAGUCCUGGAACGACGACGACGAGCAUCUCAACGGGGAAUCCAGGAACGACGACGAAAUCCAGGAACGACCACGACAAGCAUCUCAACGGGAAAUCCAGGAACGACCACGACGACAUCUCAACGGAAAGAUUCAGGAAGAACGACACGACGAGCAUCUCAACGGGGAAUCCAGGAACGACCACCACGACCACAUCAACUGAAACCCCUGGAACGACGACGACGAGCAUCUCGACGGGGAAUCCAGGAACGACCACGACGAGCAUCUCGACGGGGAAUCCAGGAACACACUCUGGAACGACCUACGACGAGCACCUCAACGGGGAAUCCAGGAACGACCACGACGAGCAUCUCAACGGGGAAUCCAGGAACGACCACGACGACCACAUCAACUGA
Molecule: messenger RNA, 852 nt
Organism: Necator americanus (New World hookworm)
Lineage: Eukaryota; Metazoa; Nematoda; Chromadorea; Rhabditida; Ancylostomatidae
Exons: 1
Coding region: 1-852 (283 amino acids)
Source: RefSeq, a predicted model, not a curated record